Molecule: messenger RNA, 690 nt
Organism: Macroventuria anomochaeta
Lineage: Eukaryota; Fungi; Ascomycota; Dothideomycetes; Pleosporales; Didymellaceae
Exons: 3
Coding region: 1-690 (229 amino acids)
Source: RefSeq, a predicted model, not a curated record
AUGUCGGUUGAUGCCCUUUCUCGCCUCACCCUCUUGAAGCUAGCCUACAACUCCGAAGCCCUUCAGCAUUCCUCAUACAGCGCCGCUCACACAAGUCACGUUGACGAGGUUAGGCUGUUUGGUGUUGUAGUUCCCGUACUCACAACAAGCCAAGAAGGAGUGACUUCCUCACCUAGAGAUGAGCGAUUGCCCUUCGAUCUGAGGCAGACACCACCAGAUCAGCGUGUUUACUCAAAAGGAAUCCAUCGCUCUCAUCAUCCUUUCCUUUCUUCACCGCAGCCCCGGUCUGUCAACACAUACAAACAACCUCAAAGCCUCAAAAUGAAGCUCAUCGUCUUCCUCUUCCUCCUCGCUCCCGUCCUCGCAGAGCUCGCUGGCGGGUCUGAAGUCCUCCAGCAGUCAACGUCCGGCGUCACCCGGCGCCCUACAAAAUGGGCCGGCGACAUCGAGGUGUCCCCCGAAGCACCCGUCUACGUCGGAGAUGACCUCCUGGAGGCACUCGCGGCUCUGCAGAAGGAGCUUGCGGACAUCAAGGUCGCCGCGGAGUCAGUCGACGAGAGGGCGGGCAAGGUCCAGGGCUUGCUCGUUGCUGGCGUGGUGUGUGUGGUGGGCUGGAUGCUCUCGCGUUCUGGCUCAUGGUGUUCUUCUGGAGGACGGGGGGGUUGUAGUCGCCAAAAUCCAUCAUCCUGA